Messenger RNA from Bombina bombina (fire-bellied toad), 1095 nucleotides. RefSeq names its product homeobox protein Mix.2-like. Gene Ontology annotation, cellular component: nucleus. Lineage: Eukaryota; Metazoa; Chordata; Amphibia; Anura; Bombinatoridae. The transcript is spliced from 3 exons. Bases 1 to 1095 code for a protein of 364 amino acids. Gene Ontology annotation, biological process: regulation of transcription by RNA polymerase II. The record is from RefSeq and is a predicted model, not a curated record. Gene Ontology annotation, molecular function: RNA polymerase II cis-regulatory region sequence-specific DNA binding; DNA-binding transcription factor activity, RNA polymerase II-specific.
AUGGAUGGUUACACAGAAGACAUUGGCAAUUUUUACCACUCUCGGUUUUCCUCCAAUUCUAGUCAGAUGGGAAUUAAUGCUGCAAGAUCUCCACCCGUAAUUACUGUACCCCCAAUACAGCGCAAGGAGGUGCCCCUGAAAGAGAACAUCAAGCCUGAGACUGGCAAUGACCUCAGCUCCCUACAAACAGCUCAUGCCGAUGUCCCCAAAGACCAGCAGUUUACUAUCACCUCCAGCUCUGCCCCAGAGCCACUGUCCCACCGCAGGAAGAGGACAGUCUACAGUCAGGCCCAGCUGGAUGCCCUAGAGAUGUUCUUCCAAAGCAACAUGUACCCGGACAUCCACCACCGGGAGACCCUGGCUAGACAGAUCCACUUGCCCGAGUCACGGAUACAGGUCUGGUUCCAGAACAGGAGAGCGAAAGCCAGAAGAAGGAGCAACAAGUCUACAAAGCGAGUUGUGUUUGGAGAACAAAAUUACAAUGUCCCAUGUCCCAACAAAUACUUGUUCUCAUCUUCUCCAGGACCUAAUUUCUCAGGAGGUGUUUCUCAACACCAACAAAUAUCUACACCCCAGCAUCGCUUCAAGCCACAAAUGAGUCAGGAUAUAUAUCAUGAUUCUCCUGACUCUGUUUCUUGUAAUGAGUCCAUCAGUCAAAGGACCCCCAUACGACAGUCGGGAUAUAGCCCAGUUCUUCAAAAUAUGCCAUACACAGGCCACAUGGGGAACCACAACAUUUACAGACAUAGAGCAACAAUUAACAGCUUUAAGGAGGAGGUGAUUGACCUGAGCAGAAGAAACUCUCAAAUGUCCAUACAGGCUGUACCUUGUACCUUCAAAGUGGACUAUGACAAUUUCCCACCCAACAGGACCAUAAGACCAGAGAUGAAUGAGGUCAUUCCUCCAAUCCCUGUCUCUUCAAAUCCAUGCAGCCAUGGGGAUAUGAAUGUCUUUAUUAGAAAGAAGACCUCAGGUCAGGGUAAGCUCUACACACAUUACUCCCCUAUCUCAGAUUCUGGUGUCAGUGAUCCAUCCCCAGAUUCUGGAACCGACUGGGAUGGCAACCUUGGUACUAAUAUUCAUGCUCUGGAAUGA